AUGUCCUCACGAACACUGCGUGUCGCGGUCACGCAAGCUGAACCAGAAUGGUUCGAUCUUCAGGGCACUGUCGACAAAACCAACCGCCUCAUAGCAGAGGCAGCCGGCAACGGCGCGAAACUGAUUACCUUCCCUGAAGUAUGGAUUCCCGGGUAUCCCGGUUGGAUAUGGGCGCGCCUCGUCGACCCUGCGUUAGGUACGCGCUACAUUCAGAAUUCGAUGACUGUGGACGGCCCGGAAAUGCAAUCAAUCCAAAAAGCCGCACAAGAGAACUCCAUUGCCGUCGUCCUCGGCUUCUCUGAGCGUACCUCAUCAAACAGCCUCUACAUCUCACAAGUCAUCAUCUCGCCGCAGGGCGAAAUCCUGCUGAAGCGCCGCAAGCUGAAGCCUACACACAUGGAACGCACAGUCUACGGCGACGGCUCCGGAAGCGACCUCACCAAUGUUGCGGAAGUGGACUUCGGCUCCGGCGUCGGAAAAGUCAAAGUCGGGACUCUGGCGUGCUGGGAACACACGCAACCAUUGCUCAAGUACAACACCUACUCGCAAGAAGAAGUUGUGCAUGUAGCGAUGUGGCCUCCGCUAGACCCCUUUGGUGCCCAACCUGCGCCCGAGAACCCCGGUCUCUUUAGCAUGAGCCACGACGGCGCGUACGCGCUCUCGACAACCCACGCUAUCGAAGGCGGCACCUUCGUCCUCUACACCACUGCCGUGUGCACAGAGAAGGGCAUCGACGCCUUCCAAUCCAAGGAUGGUCUAAUCUUCCGAGAGGCAGGCGGUGGACACGCCGCUGUGAUUGGACCUGAUGGAAGGCGACUGACGAAGGACCUGGAGUGUGGGCCGACGAAGGAAGGGAUCUUGUUUGCGGAUUUGGAGUUGGAUAGGGGACUGGGGGUUAGGGCGUUCACGGAUGUGGUCGGGCAUUAUUCGAGGCCGGAUUUACUGUGGCUGGGCGUAGAUAGGCAGGAGAAGAAGUGUGUCGUUGAGAGGCCAAGGGAGCAGCAGUAG
This is a messenger RNA of Didymosphaeria variabile, 1008 nucleotides long. RefSeq lists its product as uncharacterized. Gene Ontology annotation, molecular function: catalytic activity. The transcript is spliced from 2 exons. The record is from RefSeq and is a predicted model, not a curated record. NCBI's taxonomy places the organism in Eukaryota, Fungi, Ascomycota, Dothideomycetes, Pleosporales, Didymosphaeriaceae. Bases 1 to 1008 code for a protein of 335 amino acids.